Lindgomyces ingoldianus is the source of this 2251-nucleotide messenger RNA. RefSeq names its product F-box domain-containing protein. The record is from RefSeq and is a predicted model, not a curated record. Bases 88 to 1770 code for a protein of 560 amino acids. The transcript has 2 exons. NCBI's taxonomy places the organism in Eukaryota, Fungi, Ascomycota, Dothideomycetes, Pleosporales, Lindgomycetaceae.
CUCCGCCACCGCAAAUCUGCCCGCGCCCACAGCUCAUGCUUAAUUGCCCAAUCUAAUCUGAUCAGCAGUUCACUCUCGUGUCGCAUCAUGGGUUUCAUGAAGCGUUUCCGCUCCAAGCAGAAGCUCAAGGAUAAAGAGCAUCCUCAGCUCCGCAGCUACGCCUACGAGUUCCCCGCCGUCUACACCGGCCCCGACUGCACCGCGCGCCUAGACGACAAGAUAUUGCGCCGCAUCCUGGAAUAUGUGUGCCCGCACGCGAUUGACGACAGCUACGACGCGAGCGAGCUCUUCGGCACUGAGGGCUGCAUGACGUGCGACACAAGGGACCUGGCCCACUGCGCCCUUACCAAACGACAGUGGUAUGGAGUUGCUGCAGGCCUUCUAUACAAGAGCAUCCGAAUUGAUGCCGUUCACUAUUGCGAGCUCGAGGAAGUCUACGCCGAACAGCGCCGCCGCAAGUCGCGAGGCCAUGACCCAAUUGAUCCCCCGACAGAGCGACUGCGCCAGCUCUGCCGCACAGUGCGAGACAAUAGCUACAUAGCUCAGAGGGUCCACUUCCUGAAGCUCCCGUACAUGACCCGUGAGGGCUGCAAGGCUGAUCUGGCGCGAACGGUCUCGGUCCUGCCGAACCUCGAAUAUGUCGAUCUACCCGAUGGCUUCUUCACCGGCGAGGCUGCAUCUCACACACUGAGGCAGGAAUUGCAGGCGCGGUGCCCGCGUAUUCGGAAGAUGCGGUACAACGAGGGGAGCGAACAGCUGCUGGAGAGUCUCUUGCAAGGCUACUGGAGGGAGCUUCGCGUGGUGGAGAUCUCAAAGAUUCAAUUUGAGCCGACUGUGCUCAGGCGUAUCUUUGGCCUUCUCCCAUGGCUUAGUGACGUCUCGUUCGAGCAUCUGCCGUGGCUAGGCGACAGCAUUUUCCACUCCGCUGCCGGCAUUCCCGACUUCCCCGCUCUCGAUACUUUGACGCUGAAGAAAAUCAGAAAUGUCACACAGCAAGGGCUCGCGCAGUAUCUAUCGACCCCUCUCUGUCGGGACACUUUGAAGACGAUCAACAUCAAAGACUGCGCUGGCAUUCCAGUGUCAGCUCUUCAUAGCAUACUCUGGGCAGGGACAGGUCUCGAGCACAUGACUUACAUUGCGACGGUCUCUGCCGCUCUCCCAAUCGAUCCGCUUCCACCACUUGCCUCCAUCUCCCUCCGCGUCCUAAACUUCGAAAUCACCUCCAGCGCUUCGAACCAGCAUUCCAUGUAUCCUCCGGCCGCAUCGUACUACCAAUACCUCACCACAUCCUUAAUGUCAAGCUCCCUCCCCACACUGCGCCAGCUCUACGUUCUCGACCCCGAUUUCGCCGAAUCCCUGACCUUGGCACCCCCAAUUCGCCCCUUUGCUGAUUCUCCACACCACACUCCUCGUGGCUUUAACCAGCCGCUUGAAGUGUUCUCCAAAGGUCUCGACGAACUGGACUGGGUAUUUACUUCCGUCAUGCCUGCUGACGCCUACGGUCGACGAGGCUCCAUGUCAGGAGGCCGUCCGCUGAGUAGCUACUCGGCUAGCAAGGGGCUCGGGCCGCAAUGGGGCGGCGAGUCUCGGAAAUCUAUUGUCGUUCCGAAUGGAUUUGGUGGGUUCUUGGCAAUCCCUGCCGACGAUGAGCGCCCCAAGAGCGCUGGCAACAUUAGUACCUCAUACCACAAUGGCACAGGAAACCGGGGGAGUUGGUUCACUCAUACUGGUAGAGAGAAGAGAGGCUCGCGGGCGGAUCUCUGGCGUUAAGAUUGGAUAUUACGACCGCGGUAAAAGAAGUUUACUUGCAGAUUCACGAGGAUGAUUUGCAUACCUGGGCAGUGUGCUAAAUCUCUCCAACUCCUUUGGAAAAGGCAGGCAUAUACUGGAUUGGCACACUAUUUCCUUCUGUUUUUAUGGGCCCAUCCCUUCAGCUUUCCAGCCAUCCUUCGCUGCUUUCCCUUUUCUAUUCUGUUUAAUACCCCUUUGCUUACCUUCAUUGCAAAAUCGCCCAGGUGGGCAAUCCAAAGUUCCCUCUAGCGGUGGCGAGUGAGACCAGGUUGCCCAGUUCUCUUUAUACAACUUUUCUUCUUUUCUUUUGUUCUUUUCACACACACUGGCUGGUGGGAAAUGGCGGGUCGGGAUGGCAUGACAUGGGAACGGCAAUGGAAUAACGACAACUACCAUCUUAAUACCUACAGACUACAUGCAGAUGAUUGAGCGUGCUAGAGAAGAGCAGGGAUGAGACGAG